UUGCGUCUAUUUCUUAAUUUUUAACCUUUUCCAAAUUAAACGUAUCAAAAUUAAUGUGAUUAUGUUUCCCAGGGAACGUGUACGUAAUCCCAAUCAACGUCUGAUACCUUUGACGCCACAAUUAAUACAGGAUAUGUUGGAGCACGAGAACCUUGAGUAUCAAACGCCACCUGGCGGUCAUCGUCGCAGUAGCAUAAAUCAGAAAAUUGCCGAUAAAUUGAAAAAAAAUCAAAUUAUUUUCACAAAAAGACAGGAGAAAAUGAAUCGCAAGACGCAGAAAAGAACAGAUUUAGAAUCUGAAGCUGAAAUUGAGAAAACAAGGAACCAGAAAAAUUCUUUGGAUGUACUACUUCCUGCCAGGACCCUUCUCAGUUCUAGUAGUGAUAAAGCAGCCACACUGAAGGGUCUUAUAAAAAAAAGCUCCAAAUUUGUGACAAAGUCGCGUAUUAAACGCCUUGAUAGGUUCAGCGAUGAACAAAGUGCGAAAAGAUGCUCAAGGGGAGUGCAGUGUAUUAAGACACCGACAAGGCGACUUCUCUACACCUCAAGUUCCGAAAGUGCAAUGUCCUUUCGAUCAGGACAAACGAAGGAAGUACACAAUAAUGGCAUGUAUAAUUACCAUGUUAUGCAUCAGUGUUGGAUUAACGCAUUCGUAGUUCCCAAAUCGAGAACAUCCUUUCUACUUAAUCGACACAAGUUACAAAACUUUAGAACUUAUUUUAAAAAUUAACAGAAAAAUAUAAUAA
Drosophila innubila is the source of this 746-nucleotide messenger RNA. RefSeq lists its product as uncharacterized. The record is from RefSeq and is a predicted model, not a curated record. The transcript is spliced from 2 exons. Lineage: Eukaryota; Metazoa; Arthropoda; Insecta; Diptera; Drosophilidae. The coding region runs from base 62 to 730 and encodes 222 amino acids.